AUGCGUCUCGAGUUGGACCCGCCUCCGCAUGCACUAACCACCGGCGUGUCGCGGUUCCAUCUAUUUAACUACGAAAAACUACUAGCUCCAACAGCACCUGUCAAUAUCCAAGUACCUAUGGCUCCCAGUGCCAUAUCGCCUGCAAAAAAAUCUCGACGCAACUUUGAUGUAGGGGAUUACGACUUUGAGGAUCCUUUCAUCGAUGAUGGCGGAGGCAGGAAUGGGGACAUAUCGGAACAUUCCAGUCAGUUAUCUGGGUUUCCCCGUGCUUCCGAUUAUUAUAUUGAGGAGAUUCGGCGGGCUGUCCCGAAGAAGCGCCCUGUAGCUGAAGAGCCUAAACCUCCCAAGACAAAUGGCGCUGUAAUCAAGGAGGAAACACAAGACUCAAAGCAAAAACCGAAACACAAAGCUUCAAAGAAAAAGACACCGGAACAAGCACCUUACAAGCCAAAAAAGGGCUCCAAAAGUGCCAAACUCUCAGUGGGUCUUGCAAAGGAUACAAGCUCAAAGAGAACAAAGCCAAAAAAUAUGAAGACGCAUGAACAUAAGAAUGGAUCUGUGUCCAUAUCCAUUGACAUCGCACCGAUGGGACGAACAGAGGCUACGGACAGCAAAACUGGACCACCCCCUGUCGCGUCAAAAACGGUUGCCCAAAUGCUACAGGAUUCAGCUCCUGGGCUUCUUGGGGCCUUUGAGCAACGAUGGGGAAGUCGUAMAAGCAUUUCGGGACCUGACGCCCAUAUGGUUCUCAAUGAGAUCCGUGAGAAUAUGCUGUUGCUUUUCGAUGAUGAUGCCGAUGAAGACCAGACACAAAAGGAAAUACCUAGUGAAUCAACAAAAAGGAUUAUUGAUGAGUCUACCUCUGAGUUGGUUUAUGAAGCAAUUGGAGAAAAAACUUUUGAGAUGUCACCGACAGAUAUUCUCACGCUUGAAAGUGGAAAUGCUAGCGAGUCCAUGGAUGUUUCUUGCAAGGAAAUUUCUUCUUUGGAAAAAAAUCGUGAUAGCUCAGUCACUAUCACUCGAGGAGCAGAUCGCGGGGGUAAAUAUUCUGCGGUCAGUGUGGCGCUUACAAAAAUCCCUAUAGAAGAGCUUGGAGCUCUGAUUGAUGAUAUCUCUGCGGAGCAGGAGAACCGGCUCAAUGCCAUUCGUGCUACACUUAAAGCAUGCGAUGAGAAGAAAAAACCACUAGUCUCGCUCCAGCGACUUAUAUAUGAAUUUGUGGAAGCUUUUGUGAUCAGAGAGCUUCUGCUUGCGACGAAAAUCUCCAACACCGAGUUACUGAUGAAGAGUCGACUAACACUGCGGCGCUCGGCAUAUGCUGCUCUGCUGCUUGCACUCUCGCCAUCCUCGCAGACACUAUCGACAAGCACUUUUGCAAAGGCUUACGCACGAGAGAAGCGGAAGCGCGUUGCAGCCAACAUGACGAGUAUGGAGCCAAUAGGUCAUACAGAAAUCCUAUCUCAGGAAACCGGAGAUUUGCCCUGUGUGGUAUCUAUAGAACCGGCGUCGAAAUCGCUUUUAUCUAUGCCAGUCUGCAAACCAGCUUCUGUUAUGCCAGAUCCCCCCCGCCGGCGGAUCCUCGCUGAUGAGCCUGACGGCUCUUCUAUCAGAGCUGCAGUAUUUGCACACCUUUCUGCUUUACAUAAAAUGGCCGAAAGGCGAGGCAAAGUUGAGUCAAAAACGAUUGUUCCCUUGGCAAUGGAGCUGCAUCAUACUAUCAAAGAGGGGGAUCUAAUCCUUCCUGCGGUAGAUUCUGUUUAUCCUGCUUCUGAACUGGAAUUACCGGCAGAUAUAGGGAUUCCUAUAGCGGAACAAUACUCUCCCUCUGAUUCUCCUUUGUCUGAUGUAAGUCAUAUUGAACACAUUGAGCAUCCGAAGCCCGUUUCACCGAUGGUACAUGCGAGCGUCUUAAAAGGUUUGGAAACCCCCGCCUCUCAUGUGGCCGUCUUGAACUCUCCUAUAUCUUCCAGGCUUGGAGAAUAUCGGAUGUGUGAUGCAGCCAUUGGUGAAGCUAAAAAAACAUAG
This is a messenger RNA of Mitosporidium daphniae, 2025 nucleotides long. RefSeq lists its product as uncharacterized. The transcript has a single exon. The coding region runs from base 1 to 2025 and encodes 674 amino acids. NCBI's taxonomy places the organism in Eukaryota, Fungi, Microsporidia. The record is from RefSeq and is a predicted model, not a curated record.